CAGAGAAGAGGGAAGUGAAAAGAUGUUAAAUACCAAGUGCAGCCUGGAUAUCUGGCUUGUCAGUCAACAUGAACACUCUCCUUUUUCUGGGCCUCCUCCUCCUUUCUGUCACUGUUCAGGGCAAGAAAUUUCAGAAGUGUGAGCUUGCCAGAACUCUGAAAAGACUUGGAUUAGAUGGCUAUAAGGGCGUCAGCCUGGCAAACUGGAUGUGUUUGGCCAGAUGGGAAAGCAAUUACAACACAUGUGCUACAAACUACAAUCAUGGAGACAAAAACACUGAUUAUGGGAUAUUUCAAAUCAAUAGCCGCUGGUGGUGUAAUGAUGGCAAAACCCCAAGAGCAGUUAACGCCUGUCGUUUACCCUGCAGCGCUUUGCUGAAAGAUGACAUCACUCAAGCUGUAGCAAGUGCAAGGAGGGAUGUCAGUGGUCCACAAGGUGUUAGAUCAUGGAUGGCGUGGAGAAACAAGUGUCAAAACCAAGAUCUCAGGAAUUAUGUUCAGGGUUGCGUAGUGUAACAGUGGAGUUUUCCCUUCAGCUCAUUUUGUCUCUUUUUGGUAUUAAGGAAGCAAUAGUUGAGUAAAAGUUUACACUACCACUCUUCAAACAAAUAAUGUUUUUACAGAAGCAGGAGCAUGUGGUCUUUCUUCUAAGAGGCUUGAUGUUUACCUCACUUGUUUAUUGUUUGAUAUUAGGUCUAUGAUAUUUUUCAGCUUGCUAACAGAACUAAUGCUGGUGAAUAUUUGUCUAAAAUCUUCAUUAUCAAAUGUAUCUUUAGUACAUUCAGUUCUUAAUCAAAGAAAUAACCCAGACUUAAUCCUGAAUGAUACAAGUAUGCUCCAGUAUUCAACAAAAAUAUAACAGAAGAAUAUCUUUAAACAAAUUGAUCUUAGGCAAAGUCCCACCUGUGUAGGCAUGUGAACCUUCAUCUGUUCAGUCAAAAGGAACAGAAUGUCAAAUGGCUAAAAAUGAAAACAGCUCAAGUUAAGAAUUUUGUCUUCAACAGUGUGGCCUUUGGUUUAAAUGUUUUAGUAGAAAUGUUGCAUUUACACAGCUUUUUAAAAAUAAACUCACAAUUUAUACAUCAGCUUAUUUUAGCCUUUGUGAAGAACUCAUUUAUGCAUCUUGCUGAUCCUGAAGGAAUAUAAAGAAGGAUUAGAUGAGCUGUUGAUUUUCCUUAGUCUUAUUAGCUUAAAUUCAUGCAUUAUGACUAAAUUCAGAGGCAGAUGAGUUUGCAAGCAUUGAAUAAAUUGCUAUUAAACAGAUGUGACUUUAUGUAUGCUUUAAAAUAAUUUCUUUUUUCAUUAAAAGCUUUGCAACUCA
This is a messenger RNA of Dama dama (fallow deer), 1320 nucleotides long. Its product is annotated as lysozyme C, milk isozyme-like. Gene Ontology annotation, molecular function: lysozyme activity. The transcript has 4 exons. The record is from RefSeq and is a predicted model, not a curated record. Gene Ontology annotation, biological process: defense response to Gram-negative bacterium; defense response to Gram-positive bacterium. NCBI's taxonomy places the organism in Eukaryota, Metazoa, Chordata, Mammalia, Artiodactyla, Cervidae. The coding region runs from base 69 to 515 and encodes 148 amino acids.